This is a messenger RNA of Cottoperca gobio, 1541 nucleotides long. RefSeq lists its product as uncharacterized. The record is from RefSeq and is a predicted model, not a curated record. NCBI's taxonomy places the organism in Eukaryota, Metazoa, Chordata, Actinopteri, Perciformes, Bovichtidae. The transcript has 4 exons. The coding region runs from base 286 to 810 and encodes 174 amino acids.
AUACACACACACAGAGACUAAGAGUCACAUUUCCUUUGUACACCACACUGUGGCAGUCAGCCUGUCAGUCUGGCUCUGCGUCUGUGGUGGUAGCCCGCCUGCAGCCCAGCGUGAGGGAUGAAGGCCCAGUGGUGGAGCUGCGUGUUGGGCUUACUCUGCAUACCUGCUGAGGUUCUGCUCAGCACCUGGACAGGUGAGUGUGUGUGACAGAGGGAAAGGAGGGAAAACUGUGUUUAAUUUAAGAUCCAAGACAAUGAAGAUAUCUUGAAAGUUUCUCAAGAUCCCAUGUCCCUCUGUCGGAUGAGGGUCAACUCAUCUGCUGAGAUCAGAUGCUCCACGUCUUUGUCCAACCCGAUGGGUUUAACCCUGCAGAGGAGUUUUCAUGGUAAACCGGACGUUGUGUACCUGGAUUUGAAAAACGGAACGUUGAUCAAGAACACGACAGCUCAAGAGUUUAAAGGCCGAAUUCAUGUAGCUGCAGACCGGCACACGGAGGAGGGCUGUGGCUUCAUCUUACGGCUGUCUCUGCUGGGGCUGGAGGACACGGGCCUGUACUUCUGCAGCUGGAGCUACAUGUCACACACUGUUGCAACUCGAAAAAAUACCCAGCAAUGGCACCGUUAUUAUUGUGGCAGACGGAGAUCCACAGGAACAAUGCAGCGACCACGUUUUGAAUUUCAUCUUGAUUGCCUUCAUUGCGACAGCUUUCGCCGUCAUAGUGUUCCUCUUAAUUGGAAUAUGGAUCCGGAAAUGCAAACGAUUUACAAAGAGCUUCAGACCGGCCAGAGCUGUAAAACCACCCAGACCUGACAGGCCUCAGCACGUCUGUCCUCAACACAGUCCCUACUUAGUCACAUCUGUAAAUACUUUGGACUUCAGGGGCAUUCUGUAACACCAACGGUACAUUCAAGGGAUUGAUUUUGAGUCAGCAGCUUCGUCGCCCAGGAAAUCUCUUUCUGUGCUUUCCAUUUCCUCUAUAAUACACAAAUUGUGUUUUGCUUGCAGAAAAGUGAUUGAGCCACCACAUCCUGGCUCAUGUGGCGUGUACAGGUGCGCUGCGUGUGAAAAAAGCAGUUAGUUAUUCUAUAUAUGUUGCAUUUAUUCUGUUUCCUUUGUGUCUCAUGAAUAGAGUUUGAUCUUUUCUGUCUGAUAUGUGCAUUAAAUCAUUUUGCUGUUCCUUUGAAGAGCCUAAAAACGAUUUUAACAAUUCCCACAACUACAUCUUCAUCCUGGAACAAGACGAGAACAUCUGCCUCCAAAUUACAUAUGUUUUAGUAUUGAAAGUUAACUGCACAACCGAGAUGUGUGUGCACUCUUUAUAUAAAUGGUGAAGAUAUUAUAAGUAGAUGCACCAACAGACGUAUUAGGAAAUAUGUGUUGAAUAUUACAUUCUUUUCUCUUUGCUUAGACCAGCAGUGUCCAAACUGAAACUUAAUGGUGGGUCCAAGAGCAGAAAUCUAUUGUAUUUUAUUUCAUUGUAAAUGAUUGUUCUAAUAUCACAAGUAGAAUUCAUUGAAAGGCAUUUUGUCCGUGUGCCACUG